Dentiscutata erythropus is the source of this 384-nucleotide messenger RNA. Lineage: Eukaryota; Fungi; Glomeromycota; Glomeromycetes; Diversisporales; Gigasporaceae. The record is from the annotation of a GenBank genome assembly.
AUGAGUGAUCCCGAAUCCGACGAUAUAAAACCUUCUUUAUCAAACGAUGAUUGGAAAAAAAAAUUUAUUGAACAGAUUCGAAAUCCAUCAUAUUAUGAAAAGAUUAAACCUUCCUUACCAAAUUCAACAGAUCCUGAAUCAUGGAAAAGCUAUCGAAUAAAGCUUUCAGAAUAUUUGGAGCGUUCCAUGUAUUUUGAACCUAUUUUGUCUGAACUAUUCCUUAUCGAUAUAUUAAUAUCGGCAAAACCCGGCAAUGAUGACAAAGCCAUAAUCAAUGAAUAUGCAAAAACAAUGGAGAACAGUAAAAAUACACCUAAAACCAAGCUUUCUAGGGAAAUCCAUAUUUCUUCUACAAAAAUAAAAGAAAGAAAAGUCGUAAUAUGA